AUGCCACCCCUUUCUGUGUGCGGCCCAAGUUGUCCCCCUGGUUCCAGGAAGGAAAAGAAGGAGGGGGAGCCAUUCUGCUGCUAUAAUUGUGCUCCAUGUCCUCAAGGCAAGAUUUCGACCCAGAAGGACAUGGUUGACUGUGUUGCGUGCCCAGAAGAUCAUUAUACCAACAUGAAACAAUCGCAAUGCAUUCCAAAGACCAUCAGCUUCCUGUCCUUUAAAGAGCCUCUGGGGAUGAGCUUAGCAUUGUUUGCUCUUUCUCUUUCUCUCCUCACAGUGGUGGUCCUAGCCAUCUUCAUUAAACAUCAGGACACACCCAUUGUCAGAGCAAACAAUCGGGACCUCACCUACACUCUCCUCACUUCCCUCCUGCUCUGCUUCCUCUGCCCAUUGAUCUUCCUCAGCCCUCCAGAAAGAGUGAGCUGCCUGCUCCGACAAAUGGCUUUUGGCCUUGUUUUCACAGUGACUGUUUCUUGUGUUCUGGCCAAAACGAUCACGGUGGUUCUGGCCUUUGUGGCCACCAAACCAGGAUCCCGAAUGAGGAAGUGGGUGGGGAAAAGACUUGGAAGCGCCAUUGUGUUUUCUUGUUCCCUUAUCCAAGUGGGCAUUUGUGCUGUGUGGUUAGGAACCUCUCCCCCAUUUCCUGAUUCUGACAUGCACUCAAUGAUGAGGGAAAUCAUUCUAGGCUGCAACGAAGGGUCAGUUGCCCUGUUUUACUGUGUCCUGGCCUACAUGGGUUUUUUGGCCAUUAUCAGCUUUGUUGUAGCAUUUUUAGCCCGAAAACUGCCUGAGAGCUUCAAUGAGGCCAAAUUCAUCACCUUCAGCAUGUUCUUGUUUUGUAGUGUUUGGAUCUCCUUUGUUCCAGUGUACCUGAGCACCAAGGGGAAAUACAUGGUGGCUGUGGAGAUCUUCUCCAUCUUGGCUUCCAGUGCUGGCUUACUGGGCUCCAUCUUUGCUCCCAAAUGCUACAUCAUUGUGUUGAGGCCUGAUCUGAACAGCAAGGAUCAGUUAAUAAAGAGGAAAUAAUA
Molecule: messenger RNA, 1028 nt
Organism: Podarcis muralis (Common wall lizard)
Lineage: Eukaryota; Metazoa; Chordata; Lepidosauria; Squamata; Lacertidae
Product: vomeronasal type-2 receptor 26-like
Biological process (GO): G protein-coupled receptor signaling pathway
Cellular component (GO): plasma membrane
Molecular function (GO): G protein-coupled receptor activity
Source: RefSeq, a predicted model, not a curated record